Messenger RNA from Morus notabilis, 2145 nucleotides. Its product is annotated as translation initiation factor IF-2. The record is from RefSeq and is a predicted model, not a curated record. Gene Ontology annotation, molecular function: double-stranded DNA binding; nucleosomal DNA binding. The transcript has 5 exons. Lineage: Eukaryota; Viridiplantae; Streptophyta; Magnoliopsida; Rosales; Moraceae. Gene Ontology annotation, biological process: negative regulation of DNA recombination; nucleosome assembly; chromosome condensation. Gene Ontology annotation, cellular component: nucleolus; nucleus; nucleosome. Bases 297 to 1820 code for a protein of 507 amino acids.
UGGGUCUUCUUGUUUUCUCUCACUUUCACUUUUUUUUUCUUCUCUUCUCUCUCGAAAACAACAAAUUACUUUCAUGGAAAUCAUCGGCUGCUCCUGAGAAACACAAUCUUUCGUCCUUGCUAGCGUAGAAUACCCAGAGGAUAUUUCAUGGAGAAAACGUGAUUGUCUUAUAUUUUACCUAUUUAGUUUUCAAAUUCCCUUGUUUUCUGGAGGUGGAAACCUUCCGUUUUCUGGAAACUCCAAUUUCCUUGAAAGACUUUCACUUCAUCCUACAUUACUAUCAACUCUCUUGAUAUAUGGAGACAUUUCCACCAUCACUGCCACUGCCACCACAACAACAACCACCACCACAACCUCCAUCCGCCAAUACUGCUACCAUUAACACCACUUUUGCAGCCCCGAACAUCGUCAAUACAAUUCCUAUUGGUGCCCAUGAAGAAGUUCAAAAUAGCUUAAACCAUCCGGUUGCUAACCCCACUCCAACUGCAGGCCCUGGCAAUGGCCCCUCCCCCAAUCCUCAUCACCCACCAUAUGCUGAGAUGAUAUAUUCAGCAAUUGGAGCAUUGAAGGAGAGGGAUGGAUCGAGCAAGAGGGCCAUAGCCAAAUAUAUAGAGCAAGCCUAUAUGGGCCUCCCUUCUACUCACUCAGCCUUGUUGACUAACCAUCUCAAGCGCUUGAAGAACAAUGGUCUCCUCGUUAUGGUUAAGAAGUCGUAUAAGCUCCCUAAGAAGCCGUAUAACCUCCCUAAAUCAGAUUCUUCAGCUACUGCUUCACAGGCUUUGACUCUUCCUACCACUGGGACUCCUAGAGGCAGGGGGCGUCCUCCAAAGGCCAAGCUUAAUCCCAAUGCUGAUCCCAUUGUUCAGACCACUAUCCAGCCUAUUCUACAGCCAGGUGUCCAGCCUAUUAUGCUGCCCACUAGCCAGCCUGUUGCACAGCCCACUGGCAGCCAGCCUAUUCCACCGCAUGCUGUCCAGUUCAAUGUACAGCCAGCUUCCCAGCCAACCAUUCAGUUCAAUGGCCAGACCACCGCCCAGCCCCAAGUUCAGCCCAAUUCUCAGCCAGUGUUAGUUGCUCUGGGACUCAUGGAUGAGCCCAAUUCUGCAUCGGCGAAGAAACGGCCUGGACGCCCGGGGAAAGCUGUGAAUGUUGGAGUAGCACAAGGAGUGGCUGGGUUUGUCCCUAGGGGCCGAGGUCGUCCACCUGGUUCUAAGUCUAAAUUGGUGGGAAAUAGGCUGCCAAAGAAGAGUCCAGGGCAUCCUCGGAAGCCCAAGUCUGUUACGGGAGUAUUGGGCCCUAAGAGGAGCCCUGGACGCCCAUCUAAAGCAGAGCCCAAGACCAUGAUCAUUCCAUAUGCUACAAAUGUGCCUGUGGUUGGUGUAGUUGACCAAAACAGUAUUCCUAAUAUAUUAGCUGUUACUCCAAGGACCAGAGGGAGGCCCAAGAAGAAUGCUGUCCCGGCUGGUACUACUGCUGGUGUUGGGAUAAUAUCUGGGAAAAGGCGUGGUCGGCCGCCCAAGGUUUCUGGUCUCAACAAAAUAAAGAAUCGUACUGGUAGGUCUGUGGGGCGGCCCAGAAAGAAUGCAGUGAUGUCGACUGUAGCAUCUGAUUCCCUAGUUGCUGCAAAUGCGGAUCUCAAGCGAAAACUGGAUUACUUCCAAUCGAAAGUCAAGCAAGCUGCCGGCACGCUAAAGCCUCAGUUAACUCAUGAAAGUCCUGUUACCGCAAUCGCAGCAGUGCAAGAAUUAGAAGAGCUUGCUACACUGGACAUUAAUGCCCCACUAAGAGAUGAAGUUCAAAAUACUUUGCUGCAAAAUUAAUCCGAGUUUUAUUGAUCCUGUGUGCAAUGAUAUUGCUUCAUUGGUGCGGAUCUGGAAAAGCUAAGGGAUCUGUAAAGGAAAUAGGAUGGUAGAAAAACUAACUGUUUCUUUCGAUGAUGACCUCCUUGUCCAAGAUGUUUGUUGUCUGUACAAUUUAGGAUGACCAAUGACCUGCUCUCCCCGUCGUUUAUUGCAUUUUAGUUUAGCUUUAGUGCAUUUGAAAAGAAGUCUUUGAAUCACAUGUUUACAAGAUCACAGUGCAGGUUGAUGAACUGCUAAGCUUGGUAAUAUCCCAUUUCAAUUUAGUCCCAAAAGGUUUAUUUAC